Molecule: messenger RNA, 918 nt
Organism: Fusarium falciforme
Lineage: Eukaryota; Fungi; Ascomycota; Sordariomycetes; Hypocreales; Nectriaceae
Product: HET domain-containing protein
Exons: 2
Coding region: 1-918 (305 amino acids)
Source: RefSeq, a predicted model, not a curated record
AUGUGGCUACUAGAGAUUGAGUCAGAAACGCUGGAGGAGUUUACUGACGAAACUCGCGUGUCCUAUGCUAUCCUCUCGCACCGAUGGGAGGACGAUGAGGUCCUAUUCCAGGACAUCACGCAGGGAACGGCGCCCUUGAGAAAGGGCUGGCAAAAGGUGGAAAACUUCUGCCGCAUCGCUGAGAAGGAAGGAUUCCGCUACGUUUGGAUCGAUACGUGCUGUAUCGACAAGUCGUCAAGUACUGAGCUUUCCGAGGCCAUCAACUCCAUGUACCGCUGGUAUCAGCACGCAGACACGUGUUUCGCCUACUUGAAUGACUGCAACUACGAGACUGUCCGCCAACCUGGGAGCAACGAGCUUCAAAAGAGCAAGUGGUUCACGCGGGGAUGGACCCUCCAGGAACUCAUCGCGCCGGCCGAGGUGGUGUUCCUGUCAGCCGAAUGGAGAGAGUUUGGGACCAAGCGCAGUCUUGCCAAAGAGAUUUCCGAGAUUACGAAUAUCGACCCGUUCUUAUUUGAGUUUCCAGGGUGGCUGGAUAGCUGUUGCGCCGCCCAAAAGUUAUCAUGGGCAGCGACGAGGGAGACGACCAGGGUCGAAGACAGGGCCUACAGUUUGAUGGGGCUUUUUAACGUCAAUAUGUCGUUGCUCUAUGGUGAAGGGGACAAGGCCUUCUUUCGCCUUCAGAUGGAAAUUCUGCAGUCCUCCAACGACCAGAGCAUCUUCGCAUGGAAGCAUAACCCCGAAAAAGGUUUGCGGGUCCAUUCGAGUAUCCUGGCUACAUCACUAGGGGACUUUGAGGGAUGCCAUAAAAUUCGACAUACGUUACGGGACAUUGAAAUCGCCGAUGGUUCCGGUAUGCCCGACUUCUCCCAGCAAGUAGUCGGAGAUAUUUACGCAGAGGAUAGCUAUCAUGUCUAA